Molecule: messenger RNA, 622 nt
Organism: Notothenia coriiceps (black rockcod)
Lineage: Eukaryota; Metazoa; Chordata; Actinopteri; Perciformes; Nototheniidae
Product: zinc finger protein 396-like
Exons: 1
Coding region: 218-622 (134 amino acids)
Source: RefSeq, a predicted model, not a curated record
GCCUCAAUCAGACGCCGAUAGCCAGCCUGAUCAGCCAACGCCUGAGUAGAGGCACUAUGCGGAGCCAACAAUUCCACAGUACCAGUGUGGUGAGGAUAUUGAGAGCUAUUUAUUGCGGUUUGAGCGCAUUACCAAAACGUGGAGGUGGCCAGAAAGGGAGGAGGCAUGCCGGCUCGUUCCACUGCUAUCAGGGAAGGCCUUGGAGGCCUAUACUGCAAUGGACGAGGAGAGAGCCCACUGCUAUAGAGACCUGAGAGAAGCGUUGCUGACAAAGUUCGACAUCUCCCCAGAGACGUAUCGGCAGCAGUUCCGGUCCAUGGUGGUACCGUCUGAAGAGAGCCCCAUCGAGACCUACUAUCGCCUUAAAGGUCUCUACCGGUGCUGGAUUCAGCCAGAGCAGCACACCAAGGAGGAAAUUGCAGAGGCCAUCAUCUUGGAGCAGAUGCUUUGGAUACUCCCACCGGAGGUGAGGACCUGGGUGAAAGAGCAUGAGCCUACAGAGGGUCUUGCGGCUGCCAAGAGGAGGACCACCUGCAUGCUCAACCACUUUUACACCCCAACCAGCACUCCAGCCCAGGCCUGCAAAGAGAGAGAAUCGACCAGAGUUCUCAGGAUAUCCUAG